UACGCGUAGUUGGCGCGAUGCCAACAAUACAUGAUGCCUCAGCUUCACAAGUAGGACAGAUUCGACAGUCUCUGCUUCAUUGGUAUGAUCAAAAUCAGAGAUGCUUGCCAUGGAGGGACAUAGUCAUGAAGGAGAAAGAUGUCAAUGUAAAGGCAUAUGCUGUCUGGGUUUCAGAGAUAAUGCUGCAGCAAACCCAGGUGGCCACCGUGGUGGAGUACUUCAACAGGUGGCUUCAACGGUGGCCCACCGUGCAGCACUUGGCCAAGGCUGACGUGGAAGAGAUCAACAAGCUUUGGUCUGGAUUAGGAUACUACUCACGGGCCAAAAGACUCCAUGAAGGUGCUCAAAAGGUGUGUACUGAGCUCGGCGGUCGCGUGCCCGACUCGGCCGAGGCGCUGCUCCGGCUGCCCGGUGUCGGCCGCUACACGGCCGGCGCCAUCGCCUCGAUCGCCUUCGGCCGGCCGGCGCCCGUCGUCGACGGUAAUGUGGUGCGCGUGCUGGCCCGGCUGGACGCCAUUGGCGCCCCCUCUGAUUCCAAGCCGGUGCUGGAGCGACUCUGGUCGACCGCCGGCCGGCUGGUGCCGCCCGACCGGCCGGGGGACUUCAACCAGGCGCUGAUGGAGCUGGGCGCCACCGUCUGCACGCCUCGCGCGCCCAGCUGCGCCGCCUGCCCCGUCCGACAGAUGUGUGCCGCCCACCGGCUCGCCCAGGCGUCGCCUCGGCAAGAUCCGCCUCGGCGGCGCCGAGGCCGGGCCGGGUCGACCGUGGACGACAUCGAGGAGUGCGCCGCCGGCUGCCCGCUCUGCCUGCCGCCCGGACUCUGGGAGGGCGGCGCGGGCGUGCUCAACUUCCCGCGCAAGACCCGCAAGGUGGCGCCGCGCGUUGAGCACACGGCCGUCUGCGUGGUGCACCACGAGCGCCGCCGCUUUCUCCUGGCGCGCCGGCCCGACACGGGUCUGUUGGCUUCGCUCUGGGAAUUCCCGGGCGUGGUGCUGCCGUCGCUGGAGCUCUCUGACGACGAGGUGGACGCUGCCCUGCGCACGCUGCUGCCCGGUCAGCUGGCGCUGCCGCCGCCGGCGCCGCUCCCAUCUCUCGGCGACAUAGUGCACGUGUUCAGUCACAUCCGACGGACGUACCGGGCGCGCGCGGCGGCGGCGGCGGCGACCGCGCAGGACGAGCAGCAGCCGCCGGUGCCGGCGGGCUACAGCGCAGCCCGUUGGGUGACGCGUGAGGAGCUGCUGCAGGCCGGUAUCCCCACCCCCGUCCGCAAGAUUCUGAAGCUGUUCGACGCGGAAGCGGCGUCGCGGCCGGCCAGGCGUCGGCCCGCGCCUGUGACGUCACAGCCGGACGGGAAGCGCCAGCUGACGCUGCGCGCCUUCCUCGAC
Pollicipes pollicipes is the source of this 1385-nucleotide messenger RNA. RefSeq names its product adenine DNA glycosylase. Gene Ontology annotation, molecular function: 8-oxo-7,8-dihydroguanine DNA N-glycosylase activity; oxidized purine DNA binding; adenine/guanine mispair binding. The transcript is spliced from 8 exons. The annotation marks the transcript as partial. Gene Ontology annotation, cellular component: nucleus. Lineage: Eukaryota; Metazoa; Arthropoda; Thecostraca; Pollicipedomorpha; Pollicipedidae. Gene Ontology annotation, biological process: base-excision repair; mismatch repair. The record is from RefSeq and is a predicted model, not a curated record.